AUGUUGCAAGCUGAAAUUUCCACGGAGGAACUUGCGGCGCACGUUCCGCGCCGCAGUCACUUGGCGCUUUUUGUGUCUGGCGCUUGUUCUACAUGUUCGGAGCAGAUAUUUGAAAAAGAAAACGUACCUGAACGACAGCCAGCGGUGCUACAUAUUAGCUACCCCAAUUUAAACCCUGAACUAGACGAUAUCUCAAUGAUUGUCAACUUGGACAAUGAAACAGAUCAACCUGACUGUCAGGAACUUCCUACCGUUGACAAUACAAAUACUGACAAAGAUAUAAUCAAUGAAACAGAACAAACUGACUACCACGAACUUCCUUUUGUUAUUGACAAAACCAAUACUAAUGAAGACGAACUUGACAAGGAUGAUGAAACCCGGCACUCUAAUAAUCAACACCCGGUUGUUACAAUUCCUAUAUCAGACCAACCAUUGAACUUUGGCCAAAAUCAGAUCAAUGAUAAAUGA
Messenger RNA from Acanthoscelides obtectus, 468 nucleotides. NCBI's taxonomy places the organism in Eukaryota, Metazoa, Arthropoda, Insecta, Coleoptera, Chrysomelidae. The record is from the annotation of a GenBank genome assembly.